CUGUCAAAGCGGCGGGAGACCGGCGGAUCCAUCCUCUAAUUUAAUUUAAGAUAACCGUGCUCAACAUAUUUACCUAGAUACUCUCCAGCAACAAUGGCGAAAGUACAGGUGUUAAAUGUGGCUGUCCUGGAUAACCCGAGUCCCUUUGGAAACCCCUUUCAGUUCGAGAUAACCUUUGAGUGUAUGGAGGACCUCCCUGAAGACCUGGAAUGGAAGAUCAUCUACGUCGGCUCAGCAGAGAGUGAGGAGUAUGAUCAAGUCCUGGACUCUGUAUUGGUCGGCCCAGUACCAGCUGGGAGACAUAUGUUUGUGUUUCAGGCUGAUGCCCCAAACACUGGAUUGAUCCCUGAAAGCGAUGCUGUUGGUGUAACAGUGGUGCUGAUCACCUGCACAUACCGUGGCCAGGAGUUCAUUCGCAUUGGUUACUACGUGAACAAUGAGUACACAGACCCCGAGCUCCGUGAAAAUCCACCCAUCAAGCCAGACUACACACAGCUUCAGAGAAAUAUUCUGGCGUCAAACCCACGUGUUACCCGAUUCCACAUAAACUGGGAAGGCUGUGCAGAGCGAAUGGAAGACUGUGAAAAUGUGGAUCCCACGUCAAACUCCAUGCUCCCACCAUCCUGUCUCCCAGGAAAAGCCCCAUCCUUGGGGUUACUUCCAGAUAACUCCAUGGACUGCUUAUAAAGAAGAGACUUGUAGGAAAAGUGAUGACUCACAGCAAAGAUUUUGUGGAGAAUGCCCAUGGACAUUCAAGUGUGGAUAUACAGACAUAUUUGCCUUACAGCUGCCCUUAUUACCCUCAAGCUUGUUGUCAAAAGUGAACUCUCACGUUGGGCUUCAGAUGAGUGUUUGUUUCAAGGAUUAUGAACAUCUCACUGGAACAGUUGACCCCUGAUAGAUGGGGAGUUCCUUCCCAUGAAGCAAUAUUGAAGUAGUUUAACUCAUGGAAGCGAAAAUGUUAACUAUGAAAUGCAGCUGAACUGCAACAGAACAAAGCUGUUGUGAUUCACCUCCCUUCCUUUUGUUUGUGCAGAACGGAUUUGUACCCAUUUAAGAGGAUUUCAGCACUGAAGCAAUAGGCAAAUAAAUUGCAAUAUUUUGCUGUCCAGGAAUUUGAUAAUCUGCCAUUAUUAUUUCUGUUGAAGUUCUUUUUGCACUUAUUUGGAUGGGCUUUUUUGGGCUAUAUCACCUCCUCCAUGUUUUUUUAUUUUUCUGUGCAUUUUUGUGUUCUAAAAAAUAAAAUAACAUUGUAUUUGUUAUGUACUUGUGUAUGAAUGACUGUAUGGAUCAGUGAGAUCAGUUUU
Messenger RNA from Scomber japonicus (chub mackerel), 1307 nucleotides. RefSeq names its product anti-silencing function 1Ba histone chaperone (gene asf1ba). Gene Ontology annotation, molecular function: histone binding. NCBI's taxonomy places the organism in Eukaryota, Metazoa, Chordata, Actinopteri, Scombriformes, Scombridae. The record is from RefSeq and is a predicted model, not a curated record. Gene Ontology annotation, biological process: DNA replication-dependent chromatin assembly. Gene Ontology annotation, cellular component: nucleus. Bases 94 to 687 code for a protein of 197 amino acids. The transcript is spliced from 5 exons.